AGCUGCGCAGCUGCUUGAAGCUCGAGUUUCAAUCUUGGGUUCGCAAAAAAUUGCCGCCAUGGGGAUCAUGGACUUCAGGGUCCAUGAAUUCUAUGAGCUCAAAGGGGAGACAAGAUGUGGUAUUUGCUGCUGUUCAUGUACCUGGUUCGUGCUCUUCAUUCUCUUCGUUUGUUCAUUUCAGCAGGUAGACCGACUAAAUGCUGGUUUGUUGCGAAAUGGCCUCACUGGAGAAGUGAAUUUGGAGAGUAGCUACGACCCGGGCCGCUAUCUUGUGGGCUUCUGGAACGAGUUCCUGCAAUUUCCCACCACCUUGAAUACAAUCGAGUUUGCCGACGAGGCUGUGGAGGCUGGUGUGCAAAAGCUGGGGAAGCUUCGGUCCCGCGACAAGGACGGAAAACAGAUCUGGCUUGAUGUCUCCGUGCAGUACAAGAUUAAGAAAGAACAGUUGCCAGAUAUCUACAGGGACAUGACGAAGCUCUAUGAAGACGUCUACAUUUCAGAACUUCGCGGAGCCUUGCAGCGCAUCACCAAUGACUUCACCAUCGACGAGGCCUGGAGAGACUAUGCCUCGGUGCAGAUCAGGAUGCAUAACAUCUGUAAAGAGGUCCUUGCUCCACGUUAUGCUGACUGUUGGGGUCUCCAGCUUUGGGGCAUCCGCUUGCAAGCGGAGUAUGAAAAUCAGCUGGUUCGAACUCAAGUCAGGAAGCAGGCCGAGCAGACAGCUGUGGCCAGACAGGUUCAAACUGAGUACCGCCAGAAGACCGAGGUGCUCCUUGCUGAAUACGUGGCCAAUGUGACAGUCAUCGAGCAAAAGGGACAGGCUGACAGACAGCGCAUUGAGCGAGAUGCAGUGAGCACUGCUCGGUCGGCCCUGGUGACAGCGCAAGGUGAUGUGUAUAAACUGGUGCGGGACCUCGUGAUGAUCAAUGCCACCGACUCCCAAGCUGAACAAGUCAUGACUGGAUCUCAACUGGCGCAGUACCAAAGGAUCCUCAUGCUGAAAGGGAAGGCUUCUUCGAAUUUUGAGUUCAUGCACUGAGCCCGGCGAUCGCCUCCCAGGAUCAACGGACCAAAAGCGCGGCGCAGAAGGCGAAUUUCGUAAUCCGACGCAAUAAAUCACUGUGGAAUGGGA
Messenger RNA from Cladocopium goreaui, 1132 nucleotides. Lineage: Eukaryota; Dinophyceae; Suessiales; Symbiodiniaceae. The record is from the annotation of a GenBank genome assembly.